Molecule: messenger RNA, 1674 nt
Organism: Rodentolepis nana
Lineage: Eukaryota; Metazoa; Platyhelminthes; Cestoda; Cyclophyllidea; Hymenolepididae
Source: the annotation of a GenBank genome assembly
UUGUUUCUCCAGGUGCAAAUUCUCAGUGCCGCGAAAGAUACUGCUGUGGCUCUCAGAAACACUCUUCUCACAGCUGCUCAAGUUCAAAGCAAAUCAAAGAAAGAUCCGGUCUUCAAGGAGGUUAAAACUUACGAGAAUGAGGUUGGAACAUGCUCAAAUCGUCUCUUGAAGGCAGUAGAUGCAAUAGAUAUGGAAGCGAAUCGUGGAACGAAGGCUUUAAUCUCAACAGCUCAUCUUUGUCGUCAGCUGGCUAAUCGAAUGCCGAAUAGUGCUCCAAGUUUUAAUGAUCUAGGAAGUGCGACAACGCUAAUGUCUACUACUUCUAGUCUCGUCUCCAGGUACUUGACGCCUGAUGAGUUAGCGCGUGCAACUGAAGGCCCUCUACGAGCAAUUGUUGACAAGGCUGUGACAGCUGCUUCCACACGAAGACAAGAUGACGCUCUUGUCUGCGCAAAUACUGCCCGUCAUGCUAUGCUUGACUUAGUCAACACGUGCAAAAACCUUCAAAAGCAGCAAGAGAUCAAAGAGGAAUUCCGAAAGCAAAGUGGAGACAUAGUGAAGAAGAUCGUUCUAGAAACUUCGGAGCUUAUGGAUUCUGUCAAAGGGGCUAUUGCUGGUGAAAAUGCAAAAGACUCUUCUCGGGUAUCAAAUUCAGCGGCUAAGAUCGGCGCGCUAUCAAGUCAAUUAAUGCGACUAAUUGAUAAGAUGCGAGAUAGCCCUCGGUUAGUCAUGUACUUCCGCGUCAAUAGUCCCGAAUGGCGGGAUGUGGCUGAAAAGUACUUGGGUCGACAUAUUGCUUUCCAUAAUCACUACGAGUCAUGCACAGAACAAAAUGGAUUUGGCAAAUCUGUUAGCAUUCGUUCUAGCUGCCUUCAAACUCAAUUAGACUCGAAGGGUUUUCUUAUGAGCGGUGCAGAAGCUGCCAUUGAAGCAAUUCAACGGAUCGAUAUCGCUCUGAGUCUGCUGGAAUCGGAUCUCAACAAGGGCAAGCAAGAACCGUUCAAUCAAGAUAUCGCGGUUCAUACGCAACCUAUAUUGAACAUGGCUCGAUCAACUACAUUAGCUGCACGAGAAUUUGUUCAUAGAGUCCAAUUAGCACUAGCUUCUCGAGAGUCGACUAAUCUCGGCCGAUUAAAUCUCUCUGUCGCGUUGGCAAUAGAACAACUAUCCGAUUUAUCGCGUCUUUGCGCUGAGACCCGAUCUGAAGGUCCCUACACGGCCCCUGUGGAUGAUCCAACCCGUGUCAUGCCUUCCAGACACCGACUUCUCAAUGCUGUUCGGCAGGUGGCAUCAGCUAGUGGAGAAAUUCUUUGUGCUGUGCAAUCUAAUCCUCAAAUCUCCGCAACUAACUUGGCAUCUGUACAGGCAAGUCCAUACAAUAUGCCUAAUUCAAUGCAUUAUGACCACUCUGCCGCUGUACGUGCUAUUAAGGAGCAAACCGAUCGAAUGUCACACUUGAUUCGAAACAAGGAUCCGAUCUUCAGUCAUCUACCUGACGAGGUUGGCUUUGAAGGCAGUGCUUCUUCAACUCAAGCUCCAAUGGUUUCAUCUCAAAUUGAAGGCGAGCCGUCUCGCGCACAAAUUAAAACUGAACAAGUAGUACUGGAUGGCCUUCAAAACGAAGUUGAGAGGUUAAAUCGAACGAUUGUGGUCGGGGAGGAAGGCCGAAGCUGA